GCGGAACCGGGUCCGGGACCGGGGUGACCGAUUUAUUUGCCCAUUGACUCUUAUAAGACUCAUUCUCCUCAUUCUAUAGUUUGAGUUAUUGAACAACCCAAGGGUAUCCUAUUGUCUUGUUUCUUUCCGGGAGUCUUGCAAUGGCGACAAAAACAGAACAAGCUCCAGAGAGGAGCAUGCCUCCUGAUGAUGAUCACAGCGAUGUCGAGAGUCUCAAGGCAGCGGCUCUUUUCCACAAAGCUUUGCGCAUGGGAAGAGUUGAGGAGAAGGGUAUUCAGCCCAUUCCCAUCGAAGAGCGCACCCUAACACGCUUUUACAACAUUUUCACGAUCUGGGCGUCUAUUAACUCUAAUAUUCUUGGUAUCACUUUUGGCAUGCUGGGUCCAUUGGUGUAUGGCCUGAGCUUGAGAGACUCUGCGCUCAUUAUCCUCUUCUUCUGCCUCUUCUCAACCAUCGGGCCUGCUUAUCUUGCUACCUUUGGCCCCAAAACGGGAAUGAGACAGAUGAUCCAGGCGAGAUAUAGUUUUGGUCGAUAUCUCGUCUCUAUUCCUGUUCUUCUCAAUCUCGCCACUCUGACUGGCUUCAUGGUCAUCAUCUUUGUCGUCGGCGGACAGUGUCUCUCCGCUGUAUCAAGCGGCCACUUGAGCCCUGAUGUCGGAAUCGUCAUCAUUGGCAUUUUGUCGCUAUUUAUUUCGUUCUGUGGAUUCAAGGUUCUGCAUUACUACGAGACUUAUGCUUUCAUCCCUGCUAUCAUCGCCAUCACCAUUGCGACAGGAUGUGGUGGCUCUGAGCUUUCUAAGCAGGCUCCUCCUGCGGCACCGGCGACUGCAGCAGCAGUUCUCAGCUUUGGAAUGAUUGUUGCGAGUUACAUGAUUCCUUGGGCAGCCAUUGCUAGCGAUCUUACGACAUAUUUCGAUCCCAAGGUCCCCUCGUGGCGCGUCUUUGCGUACAGUUACCUCGGCCUCGUCACACCCACCAUUCUCCUCAUGGUUCUUGGAGCUGCCAUCGCUGGGGCUCUUCCAAAUGUGCCCGAGUGGUCAGAAGCAUAUGGUGAGACAGCAGUCGGAGGCGUUCUCGCAGCCAUGCUUUCUAGCGCCGGUGGCUUUGGAAAGUUCGUGGUUGUUAUUCUCUCGCUCACUCUGUUGGGUAACACUGGCGGUACAAUGUACGCCAUUACACUCAACUUCCAGACUCUUAUUCCUGGCUUGAUCAAGAUUCCCCGCUACGCUUUCGCCAUUGUCGUUACCGUCAUCGUCAUCCCCACUUCUCUAAGAGCCCAGCGCGAUUUCUUUGUCAACCUCGAGAACUUUGUCGCUCUUAUCGGUUACUGGUCCGCAUCCUUCAUUGGUAUCGUCAGUGUCGAGCAUCUUGUUUUCCGAAAGGGUCGUUGGGACUCGUACGAUGAUGCAAUCUGGAAUGUUGCUUCUGAGCUGCCCCUUGGUAUUGCGGCUAUCGCUGCGGGUGUUAUCUGCUACGCACUUGUUGUGCCUUGUAUGGCGCAGGCUUGGUGGACUGGUCCAAUAGCAAAGACGACUGGUGAUAUUGGCUUUGAGAUUGCGUUUGUUAUGAGCUCGUUGUUCUACGUACCCUUCCGAUGGUUGGAAAAGCGCAUGUCGGGGAGGUAAUUAGGGUGACAAAUACGGUUUCAACACUGGAUCGAAGAUAAUGAGAUGGAAGCAUAAAUAGAUGGAUUAGAGAAAAUAUUAGCAUAAUUGUCAUUGCUUGAUUGAAACAUACUUAUAUGCUGAAGACUAAAGCUCAAUAGCCUUACGCCUUCUUCCUUACAGUCAUCAUCAUUCCAUCCCCCGGCCUCCCAUCCAACCCAAGCUGCUGAAAUGCAAUGUCCCCAAACACAAG
Molecule: messenger RNA, 1857 nt
Organism: Fusarium odoratissimum NRRL 54006
Lineage: Eukaryota; Fungi; Ascomycota; Sordariomycetes; Hypocreales; Nectriaceae
Exons: 2
Coding region: 141-1625 (494 amino acids)
Biological process (GO): transmembrane transport
Cellular component (GO): plasma membrane
Molecular function (GO): transmembrane transporter activity
Source: RefSeq, a predicted model, not a curated record